AUGUAUUCGCAACGUCAUUUCGCUGAUGCAAUUACAGUCCUGGAUCCGCAGCAACGAGCUCGGAUUGACCGUUCUGAAAUGGCGCGGGAACAAAUUGCGGAGUUUCACAUCAUGAACAUCAAUUUCUAUCCCAGAGAAUCCCGCUUGAUCACCUUCAAGGAUCCGUGGAGCUUCCCGGUCCUCUUCCACCCCGGCUGCAACAACUUGAUUCGGCAGCAUCUGGAAGACUUGGCGCAGAAGAUCGUUUCCCUUUGUGCUUCCUUGGGCGAGUACCCUGUGAUUCGAUACUACCGGCCCCGAUCACCCACCCACGAAGCCGGAGUUAUGUGCUCUCAUCUGGCGCGCUUUGUUCAAAAUGAACUGGAUCAGUUUGCGCAGUUCCAACGAGACUUUCCACCUCAGACAAACCGGCCUCGGGGCGUGCUCCUUGUCGUAGACCGCUCAAUGGAUCUAUUCGCCCCGCUCCUCCACGAGUUCACAUAUCAAGCUAUGGUCCAUGACUUGCUGCCUGUUAACGACGGUGACAAGGUAACUUACAAGACUGUUGUCAACGAAGGCAGCAAGAACGAGGAGGUCAAGGAGAUGGAAAUUGGAGAAGAUGAUAAAAUCUGGGUGGACUAUCGUCAUAUGCAUAUGAAAGAUCUGCUUGGGAGAUUGGGCGAGGAUUUCGCCAAGUUCCGAGCAGCAAACCCUCAAUUCGCAGACGACAACGAUAAACAGAACGUGAACACCAUCAAGGAUAUGUUGGCUGGACUGACAGAAUUCCAAGAGGGAAAGAACGCUUACACUUUGCACCUGAACAUGGCGCAAGAGUGUAUGAAACUUUUCCAAAGCCGUAAGCUUUUGGAAGUGAGCUCUAUUCAACAGUCAUUCGCCACAGGUCUGGACGAAAACUACAAGAAGGCGAAGAAUCUGGCAGCACAACUUGUGCAACUCCUGGACGACGACUCAGUUGUGCCUCCAGAUCGACUUCGACUGCUACUUCUCUACAUAAUCUACCGCAGUGGGCUGCUAGGCGGCGAUAUUCGCAAACUCAUGGCGCACGCAAACCUCCCGCCAAGGGACGGGGAGGUUAUUGCUAACCUCGAACUCCUUGGUGUUCGUGUAGAGAAGCCCUUGAGAGACGAAAAGCCACCCGUGCAGCCUCUUUUCAAUCGCCGAAACCCAGCUCCCGAGUCGGAAGAACUCAGCCUAAGUCGAUACGAGCUCGCCGUGAAACAAAUGCUCGAAGAACACAUUCAAGGCACCCUGGACCCAACAUCCUUCCCAUUCACCCGGCCUCACACUGAAACAGACGGUGCCCUUGCGGCGCAGGAAGUGCAAUCCCAACAGGCCUCUCUGCGUAGCGCAAAACCAACCUGGGCACGCACAAAAUCAGUCGACCAACCUCGCCAGCGGAUUAUCGUUUUCAUGGCUGGCGGAGCCACCUACGGCGAGUCUCGCGCCUGCUACGAAGUUUCGGCCGCAUAUAACCGAGAUGUUUACCUAGCCACAACACACAUGCUGACACCAGGUCUUUUCCUCCGCCAGGUGGCUGAUCUGAGCGUUGAUAGACGUCGCCUUGACCUUCCGUCCGAGCGGCCAAAACCAACUGCUCCGGCGCACCUCUUCGAGCGCGAAAGACAACCUUCUCCAGCUGCUCCGCCGCCACAAAAGAAGCCUGUCUCCACUGAUCAUCUCAACCCAAUGGCUCCAAAAGAAGCGCUGAGGCCUGGGUACUCUGCCAGCCCGAAUGGAAGCGGGAGCAACCAUUCCUCUGGAAGUGGCAAGCCUGAUAAGCAGGACAAGCAUGAGAAGAAAGACAAGGAGAAGAAAGAGAAGAAAGAGAAGAAGUAUCGAUUCUUCAAGUAG
This is a messenger RNA of Penicillium brevicompactum, 1851 nucleotides long. RefSeq names its product Sec1 family protein. The record is from RefSeq and is a predicted model, not a curated record. The transcript is spliced from 3 exons. Gene Ontology annotation, biological process: intracellular protein transport; vesicle-mediated transport. Lineage: Eukaryota; Fungi; Ascomycota; Eurotiomycetes; Eurotiales; Aspergillaceae. Gene Ontology annotation, cellular component: plasma membrane; secretory granule. Gene Ontology annotation, molecular function: syntaxin binding. The coding region runs from base 1 to 1851 and encodes 616 amino acids.